AUGGCUUCUUCGUCACAUACCUCUGGAGAUUCUAUGGCCGACCUAUUGGCCUCUCCACCAAGAACAUCCAUGCAAAUCCGCGGAACACAUAAAACAAGCAAGGUGAUCGAUGUCGUCGACUUUGAUCUGUGGAUUGACUGUGCAAGAGUGGCUGAAAUCAAGUCUGGGCAGUUUUUGACGUGUGAUCCAAGAGAUUAUCGUCACUGGGAAUUAUCCACUGGCGAGCAUAAUCGCGGGUUUCAGGCGAUAUCUGAAGACUGGCUUGAUGAAUGGCUCAGAAAUAGCGGCGAUAAUUGUCGCUGGACCCUCCGCAAAAUCGUCCGGAUGUCUGAUGAUGAGUGUCGCGGUAUAAAGGUUCAUAUAGAGUCCCUUGCACGCCAAAUUGCCUACUGUGGGUCCGUCGAUGUCGUAUUCCAUGGCCUGACAAUGGAGGACCAUACCAUGUCUCUGUCACAGACAGUGGAAGGGCAGAGAGCAGAACUUCGAGUGGAAUGGAGUUGGGCCCAUCUUUUCACUCCCCAAGACACAUCACGAGACCACUGUAUAAUGAAUGCAAUGGUUGAUCGUACGAAAGGCUUUGUCUCUUUCGACAAUCCAGGACCGUCCUAUGGGAUGUCACCGUUCAGAAGAGCUAUAAAACCUGGUUCUCGUAUUGUAUCAGGAGAGCGGGAUGCUGUUGGAGUAAAGCAUUCUGUGCGAAUAUUUUCACCAUGGGGGUCAGAAGAAUGA
Molecule: messenger RNA, 729 nt
Organism: Aspergillus terreus NIH2624
Lineage: Eukaryota; Fungi; Ascomycota; Eurotiomycetes; Eurotiales; Aspergillaceae
Exons: 2
Coding region: 1-729 (242 amino acids)
Source: RefSeq, a predicted model, not a curated record